Cheilinus undulatus (humphead wrasse) is the source of this 2663-nucleotide messenger RNA. RefSeq names its product carbohydrate sulfotransferase 9-like. Gene Ontology annotation, biological process: proteoglycan biosynthetic process; carbohydrate biosynthetic process. Gene Ontology annotation, molecular function: sulfotransferase activity. The coding region runs from base 184 to 1380 and encodes 398 amino acids. Lineage: Eukaryota; Metazoa; Chordata; Actinopteri; Labriformes; Labridae. The transcript has 5 exons. The record is from RefSeq and is a predicted model, not a curated record. Gene Ontology annotation, cellular component: membrane.
CACCCUCUCUCUCUCCCCGGACAAUCAGACUAGUCCAGCUCCUUCGUCGUGCCGAUUGUUCAGCCUGGAAAGUGAGAGAGACUCUCCAAGUCCAGGCUGGCAGGGUUACUCUUCUCCUGGGUUGGCGUGGCGGUCCGUCGUCCUCAUGUCAGCGUCCUGGCGUCCCUGUUGUGUGUCCGAGUGAUGAGGUCGCCACACUCGUACCUCUGGUUCCUCUUUCUGCUGGGGGUGGGGUCUCUACCUGUGCUGCUUCACCUGGAGAACCUCAACGACACCGUCAGACACCUGAGCCCAGGCUCAUCAGACCGACCGUCCAGCCGACACCUAUCAGACCAGAAUGGAUCAGUCCUCGCCCACCUUCACCCUCCAGAUUUGAUCAAACAGCUGUCUGUAGAGGAGGAGGAGUCAGACUCUCAAAGACCCGCCCACAUGGCCUCUGGGCACCAGUCUCUGAUGGCCGGUAACUUGGAGCCUCCUGUCACCAGUCUCCUCAACAGCACCCCAGCAGCUGACAGCACUCCUACUGGAUGGGAGGAGGUACUACAGCAGCAGAUCAAGAUUCAGGAUUUGCGGCACCAUCAUCUGGCCAAAGUCUGCUCUGAACUGGUUCUAGACCCCUGGAGUCAGAAUGUCUCCAAAGGACACACGUCCAUGAUCCUGGUGGAGGAACGGUCCAGGUUGCUUUACUGUGAGGUCCCCAAAGCCGGCUGCUCCAAUUGGAAACGGGUCCUGAUGGUACUGGGGGGCAAGGCGACCUCGGUACUCAACAUCAGUCAUAAGAGAGCGCACUUCAACAACACCCUGCACAAACUAAAGGACUACAGCCUGACCGGGGUCAGAGAGAGGCUGAACAGCUUCAUCAAGGUCCUGUUUGUCAGGGAACCUUUCCAGCGUCUGGUGUCAGCCUACCGGGACAAGUUUGAGAACCAGAACGAGUACUACCACACUCUUUUUGGACGGGCCAUCAUUAACAAGUACAGGAAGAAACCCGCUGCUAAGGCCGUGCUCACCGGGGAUGGGGUCACCUUCAGGGAGUUUGUUCAUUACCUCCUGGACCCCAGUCGUCCAGUAGGCAGAGACAUCCACUGGGAGCCAAUCAGCAGCCUGUGUCACCCGUGUGUGGUCCACUACGACUUCAUCGGCAGGUUUGAGAACAUGAACAGCGAAGCCAACAUCCUGCUAAGGAGUAUGGGAGCCCCGCCCACUGUCAGAUACCCGGACUACAAGGACCGGAACCCUCAGGACGAGAGGACAUCGGCCACUAUCGUAAGAAAAUAUUUCUCCCAGCUGAACGCCACCGAGAUUCAGGCGGUCUACGACUUCUACCGCAUGGACUACCUGAUGUUUGACUACCCUAAGCCAUUCCCAGACCUGGUCUGAGGAGGGCCAGGACCUAGUUUACUCUGUUCCUACAGUCCGGCAGAGCAGUCCUGGGCCAGCUGGAGUCCUGGAUGCUCAGUGCAGCAGGUGUAACAGGAACAUGGUGGCCUGUGUUUAUAAUCUCAACCUACAGGUAACCCUAACCCCCCCCCCCCCGUGGGCUUAAAGAUGCAGAGUGUUCAAUGGUAUUUUUGUGUCUUCAAAGCUGCGUAGAGGGUUCGGGUUUCUGUAGAGACCAGAACGAUCCUUCAGACGCCAUGGACAAAAACAGGGGUUCAGGUUGACCAUGUGACUUCCUGUCUCGGUUUUGGUGGUCUUUAAAGGUUGUCUGGUUCAGGCAGUAGUAUCAGGGUUAACUUUGGCUUCCUAUGCUUCCUUACGGUAUAAGGCCUCCCGGGGCUCUCUGGAGCCUGUGGGGGCCAUCUAGGGCCUUCAGGGGAUCUUUGGAGCCUGUGGGGGCCAUCUAGGGCCUUCAGGGGAUCUUUUGAGCCUGUUGGGGCCAUCUAGGGCCUUCAGGGGAUCUUUGGAGCCUGUGGGGGCCAUCGGGGGCCUUCAGGGGUUCUUUGGAGCCUGUGGGAGCCAUCUAGGGUCUUCAGGGCCCCUCUGGAGCCUGUGGGAGCCAUCGGGGGGCUUGAGGGGACCUCUAGUAGGAAAGGUGGUAUUGACUAACAUGAGCCUGGGUCUGCUGAUGCUUGGCUGUGGGUCCUCACAGCAUCGAUGACCCAUCGUUAAUGCUGUUCUGGGUCUGGAGCAUAAACAGGGUCUACAUGUGGUGGGUAGUCUGACCCUGGGACUCACUGCCCAGCCUUCCUGAGGUGUCCUGGGUCUAACUGGAUGGACCAGUGAAGGGAGGUGGACUAGCCCAGAGAUGUCCAGACUCUUUGCUGCCUGUCAGUCUACACAUUUGAGUUUCAGGUCCCAUUUAACGGGACAUUAGAGGGUUUAGGGAUUUCUUCACUGGGACACUGGGAUCUGAGUCCACUUAGACCAUGAGAGGACUGAGACAGUCUGAGUGGUCUGUCAGGCAAUUUUUCUUCUCUGAAUGAUUUUUGAUAUGAAUCUUCUUUAGGACCUUUGUGUUGUUGGUCCAGGACUUCUGGGGGUAGACAGAGCAAGUCAGGGGGUCUAAACUCAUCUAUGAUGGUGGCCCAGAAAGGACAAACUUAGCACUCAUCCUCCCUCAGACCUCCACAGGAUCCCCAGCUGGUGUUGGUCUGGAAACUCUCCACUAGAUGGUGCCAAAUCCUUUCUACUGCUCCCUUCAAUUAAACGGGAUUACAGAA